AUGGCUGCUCUCGUGCGUCCAACUCGCGUUCUUCGCGCUUCGACCCGGUCGAUGGCUGGCCUGACCUUUGUCCGCGGAAAGGCGACGCUGCCGGACCUGGCCUAUGACUACGGAGCCCUAGAGCCGUCGAUCUCCGGCAAGAUCAUGGAGCUGCACCACAAGAACCACCACCAGACCUACGUUAACGGCUAUAACACCGCCAUCGAUCAGCUGAAGGAGGCACAGGCCAAGAACGACAUCGCGGCCCAGAUCGCCCUCAAGCCUCUGAUCAACUUCCACGGUGGAGGCCACCUGAACCACACCCUCUUCUGGGAGAACCUGGCGCCGAAGAGCGCCGGCGGCGGAGCUCCUCCGUCGGGCCCUCUGGCGCAGGCGAUCGACCAGAACUUCGGCAGCUUGAAUGAGUUCCAGAAAAAGAUGAACACAGCGCUGGCGGGUAUCCAGGGCAGCGGAUGGGCAUGGCUGGUCAAGGACAAACAGACGGGCAACAUUGCUAUCAAGACUUAUGCGAACCAGGACGCAGUGGUCGGACAGUUCCAGCCGUUGCUGGGCAUCGAUGCGUGGGAGCACGCCUACUAUCUCCAGUACCAGAACCGCAAGGCUGAGUAUUUCCAGGCAAUCUGGGACGUGAUCAACUGGAAGGCGGUUGAAAAGCGAUUUGCAGCUUAA
Molecule: messenger RNA, 669 nt
Organism: Aspergillus tanneri
Lineage: Eukaryota; Fungi; Ascomycota; Eurotiomycetes; Eurotiales; Aspergillaceae
Gene: sod2
Product: superoxide dismutase sodB
Exons: 4
Coding region: 1-669 (222 amino acids)
Biological process (GO): superoxide metabolic process
Cellular component (GO): mitochondrion
Molecular function (GO): superoxide dismutase activity; metal ion binding
Source: RefSeq, a predicted model, not a curated record